CGAUUGGAAAAUUCGUUGGAUGUUUUAUAUUAAGAAUUGUUUGAACAAUUUUGUCGUGUUUCCUUAUAUUCUCAUGAUUUAAAAUUACAGCAAAAAUUAGUAUAAAAUAAGUCUUUAUUAGACUGAAAAAUUAAAAAUUAAUCAAGACUUAAGUUAGCGGAAACUAGCAUAGAAGUUAUAUAUACAAAUUUAUGGAUGUGUAUGUAUGAUUUACUCGAUUUUAGUUGAAAAAAAAUUGUUGCUGACGCCGAAACAAAAUUUAUAUGCUUCAAUACGCUGCUUAGGAGCUUAUGAGCUUUUUAUACACAGUGACUAAUACAAGUGAAUGAUUGGAAUCACAAUAUUUGUUAAUUAAAAAGGUCAACAAUUUAAUGAAAUGGAAAAUACGGGUCGGCGACGCAACACACCAAAAGUCAAUGCAGAAGAUAAUGCAUUAGAUCAAAUAACAAAAGAGGCCGAAGCCCGUCUUGCAGCGCGCCGACAAGCACGCGCCGAAGCCCGUGAAAUACGUAUGAGAGAGCUGGAGCGUCAGCAAAAGGAACAGGAACUCAACGCUGACCGAGUAUUUGAUUUACAAAACAUAAGCGGAGGAAAUAUUGUCAUAGAUACCCAUUCGACUAAUUCUCCACGGCUCAUAUAUGGUGGUCUACUUAAUGCCAACCGUACUUCAGCAUCUCGUCGUAGCAGUGAAGACUCUUUGGAAGACGACGGAAGAAGUUUUCGCGACUUUAAAAACGAGCUUAAAGACGUUGAAGAGCGCUUUAGAAAAGCCAUGAUAACAAAUGCGCAGUUAGAAAAUGACCGUGCAUCACAAGCCUUUGAGGUUAAGCUACUGAAGGACAAAUGCGAAAUAAUACAAGAGUCUUAUGUACAAUUGCAACGUGAAUUCAAAGAGAAGUUACGUGACUGUAAUAUGAUUAAACGAAAUUUGGACCGUGCAACUAUAGAGCUUAACUUGGUCCAAGGGCAGUUAAAUGAACGUGAUCUAUUAAUAUCGGAACAAGGUCUUAUUAUUGUAGCAAUUGAAAAUUCUGAUGGCAGCGACGCCAAACGAGCUCUUGUCAGUAUUGAAAACGCCAAUGUGUUAGCGUCUGUUCAAGGUUCUUUAGAUGAAAGACUUAAAAAAUUUAGUACUGAAAAACAGCAACUACUGUCUGAGGUGCACAUGCUUCACCAACAACUUGACCAACAUAAAAGCGGCGUUAUGGUUAGAACAGGCUUUACCCAUGGUGUUGAAGAAGAUUAUGAGACCCAAAGAGAGUCUAACAAAAUCAUAGCUGAUUAUAAAUACAAGCUGCAUAAGGCUGAACAAGAGGUAGCAAAUUUACAAUCGAGCUUAGCACGCUCAGAAUCGCAAGUAAUACGAUACAAAAGUACAACAGAAGCCGCCGAAAAAGUUGAAGCAGAGCUUAAAAUUGAACGUCGUAAGCUACAGCGGGAGCAUCGGGAAAUUUUAGAACGAUUGGAAGAAGCAGAAACUGCUAAUAAUCACUUACUUAAGCGGCUGGACAAAUUAAAAAAUGCUAAGAGUGCAAUUUUAAAGGAUUUAUAAACUUAAUAAGCACAGUUCAAAUGGCACAAUGAUUCAACCGUUGACAUCACAAGAACCUUCUCAUCAAGAAUUGAAACGUCGCGAUUAAAUAAUAUUGACCCUUGUUUUAAAAUGUGUGUGUUUUGAAUACUCUGAUGCCUAAAUCGAAGUACCAUAAAAAUAAAAGAUUUUGAAGCGCUA
Molecule: messenger RNA, 1732 nt
Organism: Drosophila bipectinata
Lineage: Eukaryota; Metazoa; Arthropoda; Insecta; Diptera; Drosophilidae
Product: leucine-rich repeat flightless-interacting protein 2
Biological process (GO): regulation of DNA-templated transcription
Source: RefSeq, a predicted model, not a curated record